UCGUUACGCCAUUUUUGUUGGGGAGCAGUCGUGUUCAGAAAAGGAGGAUUAGGUUCAACACAGGUACAUCAAACGGCACCUCGUACAUUCAUCUCUCUGGGUUGUCUGGCGAACCGGACACCUGCUUCUCCAUCACACUCACACAAUGUCGUCAGAAAACCUGGACUCGGACACUCAGGUGGACUACGAGGACGAAAAACAGGACUCCCAGGAGAAGAAUGCAAACCCGGUGAAGGCGGAGGAGGCCAAGCUGAAGGCCAAGUACCCCGGUCUGGGCCAGAAGCCCGGCGGUUCAGACUUCCUCAUGAAGAGACUACAGAAAGGGCAAAAGUACUUCGACUCGGGCGACUACAACAUGGCCAAGGCCAAGAUGAAGAACAAGCAGCUUCCCGUGGCAGGACCCGACAAGAACCUGGUGACCGGCGAUCACAUUCCCACGCCGCAGGACCUGCCCCAGAGGAAGUCCUCCUUGGUGACCAGCAAGCUAGCCGGCUAGCCUUCAUUAUCCCAGAAGCACCCUCACCCCCCUGGGGCUCCCGGCAAAGGUCCCUCCUCCUCACCCGUGUCCCCGACAUGUCCACUCCCUCCCCUCCCCUCCCCUCCCCUCCCUUCCCCUGUCGUCCCCAGGCACCACUGGCUUUAACAUAUCGGGCAGAGUUGUAUAAGUUAAAACUCCAUUUGCUUGUACGUGGGUGGGGCAGGGUGGAAGGGAUGGAGGUUAAGGCGGCCUACGAGGUUGCAGCCUUCUCUGCCUUCCCACCAUGCACAGCUCUGCCCCCUCUGCGCACUCUGCUCUACCGCCUCCCUCAUGUCUUGGUUUUCCGUGUUCCAAGAUGCAUCACAGUAGGUGUGUGUCAUCAGGCAGGGGUUGGAUGGGGUGAGUUAAUGCACUUUGUAUUCUGUAUAGUACGUUUUGUUUUUUGUUUUUGUUUUUUUUGCAUCCUGAAUGACACCAAAAUGUGUGUGAGGGAGUUAGGAACCAUGAUCGCAGCGUGUUUCUUUGACCUUUUGUGUUCCCUUUCUAUGCUGGUGGCUGGCUACGGCGGGAGGGGUUGGAAGAAAUAUGUGAAUAAUUGCUUGCAUACCAAAUCUGUGAGGGGCAGCUGCCUAGAUUAAGAGUUGUUGAGCAUUCACUGACACCAUAUUGAGAAAUGGAGGAAAUGAAUGGAGGCUUCCUUUAAUCUCAUCCUUGGGUCACCUUUCGUCGAACAAAACCGGAGGUCGUCUGCUACAGCGCACAGGGAUGUGAAAUGCCGCCUUUUUUCUCUCUCUCUCUCUGCUCAUGUUGCUUUAAUUCUCGACUCCCUUUGCUCCUGUUCUCUCUAAAUAUGCUGCAUGAUUGUAACAUGUAACAAAAAAGAAAUUUAGCACGUUUUUUUAACGGGAUUGUGGCAUCGGCUUAACGACAGGAAGUAUCAAAACAAACACAUGAAGCCCUGAAAUAUCCACAGUCUCACAUCCUUCUUUUUUUUUUCCUUUUUGCUGUCCUGACAAUCCAUGUACACACACUCUUGUCAGCGGCCCAGGGCAAGAGCCAGCUGAGUGUAUCCUUGUAUAAUUUUUAAAGGCUGGGAACGCUGCCAGUGUCUGAGUUCAGUCUUAGUUCGGUUGCUGUUGAGUUGCAUCAAGACGUGUGUUUACUAUGAGCCUAAAAGAUUUGUGGCGGGAUUGAAGCACCCUGCAUAGAGUAUAUGGUUCAGUAAAUAAUACCCCAACAAGCACGUAAUAUGUAAUAAGCUCAGUGCUUUAAGGACCAGACCAGCUAGCAUGCCUGAGAGAAAUGGUAGUGCUAAUAUUGACUCACUUGGGAUUACAACCUGGGAUUUCUGGUUUGGAAAUUCCCUGCUUUACCAGCUGAGCUAAAUUUCACACUGCAGCUAUCCGGCUAAGAGACCAUGGAUACACUUGUCUUUCUAACGUGUCCGUUUACACCUAAUCAUCUAGCUCACCUUGUGGCGUGAUGAGGCAGACCGCAGGCCGAGGCGGUCUGGAUCAGCACUGUGUUUGGAUCUCAUGGAGAUGCGAACAGUGAUGCGACCACCAUCCAGGCAUCUUACUUUCCUGUCGUCUUUGAAAACACAGAUCCGAACACCGCUAAGGGUUAGCAUUUCAGUGUCACACGUGAACGCAUGUAUUCGACACGCCUGCCAUAUCCCAUCACACAAGUCACAUUAAAAAGACAAAAGUAACCACAGUCAUAGCCUUAAUAGCUGUGUCCCGCAGUGGCGCGUGCGAUUAAAAAAAAAAAAUUAGUUUUCAGACAUUUGGGACAGAUCAAAAGAAUGGCUAAUUCUAGCUGCUUGUUAUAGCUGAAAAUGGACGUUGAUUUCUCAUCUUCUGUGGGACAUUGUUUUCUCCGUCUUUCAAGACUUCCAGAAUAUAUAUAACACAGUCAGACGUAGUGGUUCCCCUGAUGUCUUACCCUCUUUGGCAACGCACACUGUUUCCACUUGCUUAAUAAAGAACGUAUUUUUCUAAAAAAUGUUCUUUAUUAAGCAAGUGGAAACAGUGUGCGGGUGUUUCUCCUUCCUCAUACGUUUCUACUCCACCUACGCAUUUGUCACAAAGAUCACUCAGGUGUGCAAGAGAUUUUUGUUGACCUGCAGUUCACAUUGUGAAACACUAACUUAUAUAAAAAAGAUUACUGCUACUUUACGUCCCUAAAACAUUAGCUGGAAUACAGACCUACUUCUGCUACCAGCACCCAGUAGAAUCAUGUUUAUUUCCUCCCAAACUGACACACUACACAGACUGAUCUUGUGUCAGAGGUGGAAAACAGCAGGCAACCUGAUAACCACAGGUGUCAGCCCAGCUCCCAACGUCGUCAUCGCAGGCUUAAAGUGGGAUACUUGCAUGCCUGCCGGAUGUGCUCACUCUAACACUUGGCGAAGCAGAGAGAUUUUGUAACACACGGUGAGGGGGCAAAGUGUGAGCACAGUGCUCUGUGCUCAAGUCCCACCUGUCGAUGUGGUUCAAACCUCUGAAACAGGUCAAAGGAGCCAUCACCAGAUCUGCAGGCUUGGAAUGUGCGCCGUCCACACGUUCAAGAAUCAAAACUGGAUGCCGGCGCUCAUGAGAAUCCGCCUCCUUGUAUAUCGCUGCUUCAGGGAACCUUCACAAAUGCACACUCCACCACGUAGGCUAGGUGAUAGGGUGAAUGCACCAUCACGUUCUCGACCUCGUUUGCUUUUCAUUGAGACUUUAAAAAUGUGUCAAAUUUGCAGUGGGUGAAAGCGAACUGCACUGUAUGUAUGUGCUUGCUAUGGUGUUGUAUGAAUGCACUGCUUUUCUCUGUUCAUUGUAAAUAGACUUCAACAGGAAGGGAUUUUUGUGGGUUUUUUUUCUUCCCCCCCACCUGCUUCUCACUGUUUCAUAGCCUGAGCUACGUCUGAUUCAAUGGUUCUUCUCCUUUCAGUUUAACACAAGUUCUGCUCUAUCUUAGUGUAUUGCAGAAGCUAUGUGAAUCUGUAUCAUAUGAAAAUAUGUGUAAAUGCUGCUGAUUCAGUCAAACACAAAUCUAAGAGGUGAUGCCCUGUAAAGAACACCUGUCCUCUUGAUUCUACCAGUCCGACUCUCUUCUUCCCACCCACGUUUCAGAGUCCUGUAGCUCCAGUGGCAAAGUCGAUUAAGUUUCACAGUGUGGUAAACUUCAAUGGAAAUUCUACCACUAAAUUUUAAAGCUGCGUUGUUAAAUUUGAUCCAAAUUGCGGUCUGACCAGAGCUUAAAAGAAAAAGGUCUGGAACACUUUAUGUCACUUUGACCGACAAGAACAUGUAAUUUAGCAUCGUAUUCUGUUUUAAUAAACCCACAGUUUACGGCUUCAACGAGUAAAGAUUUCUAAAAGAAAUGGGUGGAAUAAGCUAUGACAUGUUGUAGGAAACAAAGCGGACAGGAGUUCUUGAACGCUACUUGAUGUUUGGCUUUGCACGGAGCAGGUCAACUAGAGCGAAAUAGCAGGGUAUGUUUCAGACCCGACACGCAGGGUGUCUCUCGUUCAGCUAUGAUAAACACGUGCCAGAAUGUAUAAAGAAAUGACAGGCUUGGUGCUCUGAAGUACUUUUGUGCUGCUUUUACCUUAAUCUGUUUUCUUGUUGUUUUGCAAGUAAAUGUUUUCUUUUUUUUUUUUUCUUUUCUUUUUUUUCUUUUUUUUUUUUUCUUGUGUUCUCUUAUUGCAUAAUUAGUCUAUUUCAUCUUGGCCCAAGAUAACUGCAGGGAAAUCAGAGGCACCCUUGCUUCCAAGAAAAAAAAAAAAAUAAUAAGGGUUUACAUGAAAAGAGGACGACUGGAGAACACAAGAAUUGAUUUUAAGAAAUUCAGAAAGUACAGGAGUACUUGGAAUGUUUUCAGUUGCGUGGGAGUAGGUGAGAGGAUUUUUGUCAGUAUUUGAAAUA
Xiphias gladius (swordfish) is the source of this 4392-nucleotide messenger RNA. It is a transcript of the gene ensab, whose product is annotated as endosulfine alpha b. Gene Ontology annotation, cellular component: cytoplasm. Gene Ontology annotation, molecular function: protein phosphatase inhibitor activity. Lineage: Eukaryota; Metazoa; Chordata; Actinopteri; Istiophoriformes; Xiphiidae. The record is from RefSeq and is a predicted model, not a curated record. Bases 146 to 496 code for a protein of 116 amino acids. The transcript is spliced from 3 exons.